CAUUAGCAAAUGCCUCAGCAAAUCUGGGCCGUUUGAUCUGAAUCAGAUCAUCUGAUCCCACAAGCCUUCCCCGUACCCGUGCCCUCCGCCGGUGAUGGCGAAGCUCCCGUCGUCCUCCGCGGCGGCGGCCGCCGGAGGCCGCGGCCCGGCCCACCAACGGACCCGGGUCCUCCUGCUGCUCCUCGUGGCCGUCGCCGCCUCCGCCUCCACAGUGGGGUUCCUCCUCCGCGGCGCCCUGCGUGACCCCUGUGACGCCCACGUGGACUCCGCCUCCCUCACCGCCGCUGCUGCCGACGGGAGUCCCCUCGGGUUCAUGAGGUCCAAGCUCGUGCUGCUCGUCUCCCACGAGCUCUCCCUCUCCGGUGGCCCACUUUUACUGAUGGAGCUGGCAUUUCUUCUGAGGCAUGUUGGCUCACAAGUGGUGUGGAUAACAAACCAGAGAUCAGAAGAAACAAAUGAUAUUACACAUAGCUUGGAGCAUAAGAUGUUGAACCAUGGAGUGCAGGUUUUACCAGCUAGGGGACAAGAGGCAGUUGAUACUGCUCGAAAAGCUGAUCUGGUUGUCUUGAACACUGCUGUCGCUGGCAAAUGGCUUGAUCCUGUUCUAAAAGAUCAUGUUCCUGAAGUCCUUCCAAAGAUUCUGUGGUGGAUCCAUGAAAUGCGAGGGCAUUACUUUAAGCUUGAAUUUGUCAAACAUCUUCCCUUUGUUGCUGGGGCCAUGAUUGAUUCUCACACAACGGCUGAAUAUUGGAAGAGCAGGACUAGCGACCGUCUGAAAAUACAGAUGCCACAAACUUAUGUUGUCCACCUCGGGAAUAGUAAAGAACUAAUGGAAGUUGCUGAAGAUAACAUUGCAAGAAGAGUCCUACGAGAACAUAUUCGUGAGUCCCUUGGAGUACGGAGUGAAGAUCUCCUGUUUGCAAUAAUAAACAGUGUAUCACGAGGAAAAGGGCAAGACUUGUUUCUUCAGGCAUUUUAUCAGAGUUUGCAGCUCAUCCAACAGCAGAAGUUAAAAGUGCCUACGAUGCAUGCCGUAGUUGUGGGAAGUGAUAUGAAUGCUCAGACCAAAUUUGAGACCCAGCUACGCGACUUUGUGGUGAAGAAUGGGAUUCAUGAACGUGUCCAUUUCGUGAACAAGACAUUGGCAGUGGCUCCUUAUUUGGCAGCAAUUGAUGUGCUUGUUCAGAACUCUCAGGCCCGUGGAGAAUGCUUUGGAAGGAUAACAAUCGAAGCAAUGGCAUUCAAGUUGCCAGUACUGGGCACGGCUGCUGGAGGGACCACGGAAAUCAUCCUGGAUGGCUUGACUGGCCUUCUGCACCCUGCAGGGAAGGAGGGCGUCGCACCUCUCGCGAAGAACAUCGUGAGACUCGCAAGCCAUGCUGAGCAGAGGGCCUCCAUGGGGAAGAAGGGCUAUGACAGGGUGAGGGAUAGGUUCAUGGAGCACCACAUGGCUGAGAGGAUCGCGGCAGUGCUGAAGGAAGUUCUGAAGAAAUCACAGGAACAACACACUCGUUCUUGAGCUUUACCGUGCCCAUCAGCUUGUGCUAACAUGUAGAUCUAGAUCUUACGGACUAUGAAGUUCGGACUCGGGGUAAACUGUAGAUUACAGUCUGUUUCACCUGUUGUUCUGCUUCGUGGUUUGCUGUAUUUCAUUCAUUUCUCAUUGGUGAGGUAAUCAGGUAAACUGUCUGUUCCACCU
Messenger RNA from Setaria italica (foxtail millet), 1699 nucleotides. RefSeq lists its product as uncharacterized. NCBI's taxonomy places the organism in Eukaryota, Viridiplantae, Streptophyta, Magnoliopsida, Poales, Poaceae. The record is from RefSeq and is a predicted model, not a curated record. Bases 95 to 1519 code for a protein of 474 amino acids. The transcript is spliced from 7 exons. Gene Ontology annotation, molecular function: glycosyltransferase activity.